Molecule: messenger RNA, 435 nt
Organism: Echinostoma caproni
Lineage: Eukaryota; Metazoa; Platyhelminthes; Trematoda; Plagiorchiida; Echinostomatidae
Source: the annotation of a GenBank genome assembly
GAUCCGGUACAAAAGCCAUUCCUCGAAUCGGUAGCCAAUCGUCGUGCCUGGUUGACAUGCUUGGAAUUCUCCCAUACGCACACACUAGGCGUGUCCAGUUUGGACGAUUAUGAUCAGCAAUACGCGCAACCCGGAUCCACGGUGGACGAAGACGAAGAUCAGCUCUGGUCUCGUGUGCAUCAUCGCCUUGUCCCUUCUCCUCGUCUGACCAAUCUUAUUCGAGGUCAGGCAACCGAUGUGUUGGCUUUGUGCAAACCGGGCGAACAGUUGGGCAUCCCGCACACCCUAAGACCGCAUAUCUGGCCUCGACUGACCGGGUCCCGGCAAAAAGCACGCGAGGCACGAAAUCGAGAUCCCCCCGUUACGUACACGGAACUGGUCCAGUUGAGUUCAUCUCAAACAAUGCUUUCCGGAUUGCAGAUUGAGAAGGUUUGA